AUGACUCCUCGCCCAGCAGCACCCGCAACCGCCACCCGACCACACCCCCAUGUGGCUGCAGAGAGCAGCUGGAGGGGCGACGAGCUCCCGGUGAAGCAGCAAAGAUGUUCAGGAGAGGAGCAUUUGGAAGACGGGGCUCAGUGGGGAUGGGGCGGAGUCCAGAGUACUUACCUGGGUGGGGGCGGAGCCAGAGGACUGGCCACUGUUACCCCCCUCCCUCUGAAUGCACAGAACUACCUGGAGGGGCUGUGGAGAGUUUCCUGCAGCAGACCAGAGCAACAGAACGCUACGGUGAGCAUAAAGGGACAUUAACACCCCAUAAAAAAUAAAUGAUAAAAGUGAACCAAAAACACUCACAGCAUCGCCACGCAGACCAGUCAUCCUCCGUCUGCUGCCGCUUCCUUCUUCAUCAGGGCGGCUCAGAAGCUCAGUCUGUCCCGCAGGAAGAAGUCCCAGCCUGGCCCUGCCUCCCCAACCGGUGAGGCCCCGGGCCCCCUGCUUUACACUGGAGGCUUCAGCGGGGCCCUGCAGCUCUCGCCACCCGCCAUCCCACCAUGCCUCCUCCGGGCUGGGUCAAAGGUCAAGGACACGCCAGGAAUGGGGAAGGUCAGAGUCAUGGUCCGGAUCUGUUCGGUCCACAGCAGCGAGUCGUCCGAGUCCAUGUCCCUUCUGAAGGUGGACGGCAGGAAGAAGCAGCUGACCCUCUGCGAGACGUCAUCCGGUGGUACCUCCUCGUCGUCCUCCUCUCAGAGACGAUCGUCCUCCUCCGCUCCGAAGACGUUCACGUUUGAUGCCGUCUUCACGCAGGAUGCUUCACAGGCUGAGGUGUGCUCGGGGACGGUUGCUGAGGUGAUCCAGUCGGUCGUGAAUGGAGCAGACGGCUGCAUCUUCUGCUUUGGACAUGCCAAUCUCGGUAAGACCUACACCAUGAUUGGUCGGGACUGCUCCACCCAGAGUCUGGGCGUGGCUCCUACAGCGAUCUCAUGGCUCUUUAAAGUGAUCGAGGAGCGGAGGGAGAAGUCCGGAGCUCGUUUCUCUGUCAGAGUGUCGGCCGUGGAGAUCUCUGGCCGGGAGGAGACGCUCACCGACCUUCUGUCUGAGCUCUCCUCUUCCUCAACCGGGGGCCAACAGGAGGCCCCGGGCCCCGCUGUUUCACUGAGAGAAGACCCCCUCUGUGGAUCCCAGCUGCAGAACCAAACCGAGCUGAGAGCCACCUGUGCAGAGAGAGCUGCUUUUUUCCUUGACGCCGCCCUGGCAGCCAGGAGGAGCAGCCGGGCGCCAAACGACCAGGAAGCUCGGAGGAACUCGCACUUCCUGUUUACCCUGCACGUCAACCAGGAGAGGCUGGACAAGAGCAGCAAGGCAGCAGUAUCCGGGCGGAGCCGCCUCCACCUCCUGGAUUUGGGUAGCUGUGAGACGGACAUAAGCAGGACCAGAGAGGGGGGCGGGGGUCAGUGUCUGUCCCUGUCUGCGCUGGGAAACGUCAUCCUCGCCCUUGCCAACGGGGCCAAGCAUGUUCCCUACAGGGACAGCAAGCUCACCAUGCUGCUCAGUGAAUCCCUUGGCAACAUCAACUGUCGAACCACCAUGAUCGCCCACAUCUCCGACUCCCCGGCCAACUACAUGGAGACGCUGACCACGGUGCAGCUGGCCUCCCGCAUCCAUCGCAUGAGGAAGAAGAAGUCGAAGUAUGCCUCCAGCUCAUCCGGAGGGGAAAGUUCCUGUGAGGAAGGCCCGUCCCAUAGACCUGCUCCUCUUCGAUCCUUCCACCCUCGGACCAUCGCCCUGGAUCCAGACAUUCCCCUUCUUCUCUCCAGUGAUCCCGACUACUCCUCAAGUAGUGAGCACUCCUGCGACACCGUUAUCUACGUCGGGCCUGGAGGGGCGGCAAUCUCCGACAGAGAGCUGAGCGACAACGAAGGGCCGCCUUCUUUCGUCCCCAUCAUUCCCUCUCUGAACAAAAAGCGAGUCAAGGAUGCGCCCAGGUCAGAUGGUGACCACUUCAAGUGUAAUACGUUUGCAGAAUUGCAGGAGAGGCUUGACUGCAUUGAUGGCAGUGAAGGCCCUGCAACGUUCAGCUCAGAGGGAAAAGCAGGACUUACAGCGGGGCUCAGGGCUCAGACAGGAGCAACCAAACCCACUGAGGCAACUUUGCCACCAAAAUCUGACAAGAACUCCUCAUUCAGGGUCUUGGAAAGCUUACCAGCCCUAUGCAAAACUAAACCUGAUCAAGGUGACCUUAAAUUCCUUUCAGCCAAAGGAAUAGUGGAAACUUCCAAGCGGACGAGUGCAGAUGGGGAGAGAAUUUCGGCAGGCAUCUCUCAGUCAUGUGCGGCAAGGCCUGGUGGGAGUUCAUCCCAGGAUUCAGAGCCUGUAGUUCGAGAAAAGGUCCACCUAAAAGGAGGUCUGCCCAGACCGCCUACUUCACCCCCCUUACCUCGGACAGAAUUCAGGGAGGUUUCUGGUAGGACUCCACCUGUGGGAAUGAGUCAACAGGCACUGAGGCAAGGGUCUGCUGACACUGAACGGGUCCUUCUUACAGACAGAAGCCUCGUAGAGGCCAACAAUCUUCGGGCCUCUUUGUUAGGAAGAUGUCUUGACAGGGAUUUUCUGAGGACUACCGUUACACUCCAGCAGCCUGUGGAGCUGAACGGGGAGGAUGAGCUUGUGUUCACAAUAGUUGAAGAGCUUCCACAUGGCCUCGUCCCAGACAAUGGCCGUCCUUCCAACCUCCUCAGCUUCAACACCGACUGCUCCUGGCAGGCAUCCGCAUCCGGCUCUCGCCCCGUCAGCAUUAUCAGCAGUAUUAAUGAUGAAUACGAUGCUUACACGUCUCAACAAGGAGCUGUAGGACCUGCUCCUGAUGUUGGAAGAAAUUACCAGGAAUGCUUCCUUUCCCAGCAAGGCGAUGAUCAGCCAGCGGUCAGCUCAUGGUCGAGUGAAGCCACACAUUCACAUUCUUACUUAAGGGACAAAAAUCGAGCAGCAGAGACCGCAUCAAUGCUAACCUUGCCGAGUAAAUUCCAUAAACAGCCGUUUUUGCAUCAUGGCAUCAAGAGUUCCCUGAAUGACAGUGGAAUCUUUUUCUCUGAGCUGGAUAGUGAUCCUGCAACUCCAAACAAACCUUCCCUCACCAAAUGCCCCCUCUCCCCUGACUCAACCAAGUUCUCUCUAAAAGGCUCCCUAAAAGCAAGAGGGAAUACUCUAAAUAUGUCAGCCCUUAGUUCCCAUCACACUGAACAUUCCAGUCUUCCCAGGAAAACCAAGCCUACCUCAUCUGCAACUGUGGGCGGCAGCAGACAGGACGGUAGACAUGAUGACGUCUUGCUUCAGGGAAGCAGGGACUUUGAAUCCAGAGAGGUUGACCAUCUCUCUGCAGGUAAGCCAAGAGUUGGCAUAAGUACUGUUUCAUCCAAGAAGCCAGGAGGGAACAGUAACAGUGUACCCCGGACACCAAAGGGGCAACUGUCUUCUUCAGCCCAAAGGAUUGUGGAUGGCUGUGAAAAGGCAAGCAGCAGGAGGUCAGAUACCCUCAUCAAGCUGCCACGUCUAACCCGAGGUGCAACAACCCUCGGUACUGUUUCUUCUUCCCAGAGCGCUGAAUCAAAGUGGGGUCCUGAAGCCACUUCAGUGACGGGCACCCUCAGAUUUUCAUCACUGGGAAAAAAGUCAAAUGGGCAAAAGAGUAGUGGGAUCUCCAAGUCUGGAUCUGGAAACAUCUCUCCCCCUGCUCAACUCGUCAGACAGUCAAGCCAAGAACAGAAAACGCGGACUGUGCUAUCUCCAAGUGCCUUAAAAACAAGCAGUGACUUAGGAAAACCCUCAUUUACUCGGACAUCGACCUCAGAGGAAGAAUUCACCACCAGGCUCCGAGCAGAAUCCUUCAGCCACAGGACCUCCAGUUUAAAAACUGAUCAUGGAUUUGCCAGGGCAUCCUCAAGCCUGAAGACAAGGGGUGCCAAAACAGAAUCUUCUCGAUAUUAUGGGAGUUUAAUGUCCCUUGAGAGAUGUGACGGACAAACACUAGCAGGGUCCAAGCCUGAACUUUUCAAGGAGAACAGUAAGUCCAACAGGUCGGUGCCAAAACUGGGAGUUCCACCUUCCAGUUCUACAUCCAGCUCUUUUAUCCAAGGCUCAUCUGGUGUCACUGCAUCACCAAGCAAACUCGGGCAGAAUAAAGGUAAUGGCAGCUCACGGGCAGCAAUACCUGGAGGUGCAAAGGUUCGAACAUUGUCUGCAAGCAGUUCCAAGGGCCUGAGCCCCUCCACUAAACCUCCCGAUAACGAGGCAGUCCGCCACACUAGCCUAGCCCCAACUGGAAAGUCCCCAGCACGCUCUGGGACAGGAGCUAAGAUGGGAAGGGGCACAAUCAUGGGAACAAAGCAGGCCAUCAGCAGGGCAGCAAACAGCCGGGUCAGCGAGCUGGCCACCGGGAGCCAAAGGAAGCAACUGGGAAGAGGCUCUGGUGUGACAGAAAACGAUGGCACUGACAGUGGGACUAGUAGUGUAAGCGGAUCGCCAAACAAUACGCCACUUCCUUCACCUUACAGCAAGAUCACUGCACCUCGGAGGCCACAGCGCUACAGCAGUGGGCAUGGCAGCGAUAACAGCAGCAUUCUCAGUGGGGAGCUUCCCCCCGCCAUGGGCCGCACCGCCCUUUUUUACCACAGUGGAGGGAGCAGCGGCUAUGAAAGCAUGAUCCGGGACAGCGAGACCACCGGCAGCACCUCCUCAGCACAUGACUCCAUGAGUGAAAGCGGGGUGUCCUCAUCAAAUAGAAGCAGAGUUUCUAAAUCACCCAAGAAGAGAGGAAAUGGCUUCCAGCGGCGCCGUCUGAUCCCCGCCCCCCUCCCUGACACUUCGUCUCUGGGCAGGAAAGUAGGAGGUCAGUGGGUGGACCUGCCAACGCUGGGCAGCGCCCUGAAGGAGCCCUUUGAGAUCAAGGUGUACGAGAUUGAUGAUGUGGAGUGCCUGCAGAGGAGGAGGGAGGUGACAGCGGGGUCAGAGCCAUUCCACGAUGUUGAAAAGGGUCUGCUCUACUUUAACGCCCGACUCAGGAUGCUGGAGAGGCGGCAGCAGCAGAUCAGAGAGCUCAGGAGCAAACACGAGAGGCUGCAGGCCGAGCUGGAGGACGCCAAGAGCCGGCUGAUGCUCCACCCCGGCAGGUGGAGCGGAGAAUUUGAUGUAGACCAGGACCUGGACCGGGAGUCCCAGGAGUACCUGGAGGCUCUGGCUCAGGUCACAGCGGAGCUGGAGUACUGCGUCAACCUCUGCAAAUCCAGAGUCAUGAUGGAGACGUGCUUCGACAUUGCGGGGACGUCAGCCAAAGCAGACACCCAGGGAGGACAGCAGGAGUUGGAGGUGUGAGAGAGGAGGCAACCACCAACAUUGCACAUCUGUCCCCAGUGGUCACUAG
Cheilinus undulatus (humphead wrasse) is the source of this 5416-nucleotide messenger RNA. It is a transcript of the gene kif26aa, whose product is annotated as kinesin family member 26Aa. The transcript has 14 exons. The record is from RefSeq and is a predicted model, not a curated record. NCBI's taxonomy places the organism in Eukaryota, Metazoa, Chordata, Actinopteri, Labriformes, Labridae. Gene Ontology annotation, molecular function: microtubule motor activity; ATP binding; microtubule binding. Gene Ontology annotation, biological process: microtubule-based movement.